AGAUUCGAGGCCGACUCGAAGAUCGAACACAGCGAUUUCCGUCGGAUAUCAGGGAGAAGCGACGAUCGAGGCCCCGAGAGAGAAGAAAUGAGCUUUUUUACAAAUUGUGCGUGUAUUCCAAGAGCUCUCCGAUCCCUUUUUCAAAUUCUUCUCUUCUUCUUUUCUUUUAUUUUCAUUUUUUGUUGUGGAUCUGAUGAAUUUGACCGGAGAUGUGAGGGGCAGCUGGUCCUUUCCCGGCGAUUCUCAGGUGGUUUUUGCGCGGUCCAACUGGUCGAGAGAGAAAAGUGGCGCUGGUGUGGGCAGCGCCGGCGUAGGCUCGCCGGCUUUUGGAGAUGACGGCGACAGUUAUAAAGUCGGGACUCGGCUGGAUCCUCUUCUGUCUCUUUUUUUUUUUUGAAAUUCGAAGGAGAAUGUAAAAUAUCUGGAAUAAGAUUUUGUAUGAAUGUUUUGAGGAUAGUAUUCAUGAUGUCGUUCCUUGUUUUCUAUUAAAUUUCAGAAUGAACGAAAAAAGAAGGUUGUGUUUUGCUGGACUUAUGGGUUGAGAUGUAUGGAUUGUUAGGGUCAACGCUUGAUAGUGGGGAUCUCGACGCAUGCAGGUUGAUGGGGUUGUUAAGGGCAAUAUGGUUGUUAAGGGCAAUAUUUUGCCUUGGUUGAUGAAGUGUAAAUUCAAUUGGCUAUGAGCAAGGUUGUCAAGGGUGUAAAGGGUGAUGUACCUUUACUGCAUUUUUUUUUACUUUUAGGUAGUCAAGGGUGUAGGGGUUGAUGUGGUCUUGCUGCAUUGCUACUUUAUGAUGUGAAAAGGGCUCAUUUUCCAACACUUCAAAUCUCAAUCAAUGUGUUGAAAAUAGACAUCAAGUGGUCCACUGGGCGACAUGGGCAUUAGAGCUCUUACAGAGCCUCAUGAAAAUAAGUUGUAGAAUUAGGGUAGUUGAGUUGGACUUCGAAUUGACUAAAUAAAUAGCUGUGAAUUAGAAAAAAUUUGAAGUACAAAAUUGUUUGUAUAAGUAAAGGAGGCAUGUUCCCCAUUUUUCCCACACAAAUAUUUUGGCACUUGGAUUGUUUUAGGAGCUUGAAGUGGAAGAGUGAGCUCUAGAGAGAGGAAUUUUGGAGGAGAUAGAGAGAGGACGUCUCAACGUUCCUUGGCCGGUAAGUAAUAGAAAUUUGGAGAGGAGAAGAGCACGUUUCACCACAUUUCCUAGCGACAAGAGGCAUUGAAGUGUUAUCUUGGGAGAAGAGAGUUUAAGACAGACCACUUUGUGGAGUUCCAUCCCUCCUGGUCCAGAAGACUACGUGAUGUCGCACCCCAAGAUGAAUCUUCUUCCGGAAAAGGAUAGUUAUGAAACUUAUUUGAAGCUGCGGGAGAAGAAGAAAGCAUCCGGCAGGGGCAAGAAGGGUGGUUCGGGUAGUGAGCCCGUUAGUGAGUCCGAUGUCCAAGUGGUCGAACCGUCAGGGCGGUCAAAGAGGAAGAAGAAAGCAGCGCCUUCUGAGGUCCCGGACUACUCCGAUGGCUCUAUCCAUCUCACACUUCCUAGUGGGACUUUAGCCCGAAUCGACUAUGAUUCGUGUGCGGAUCAUUUUGAGCGUCUGUUGCUAGAGGACGACCGCACUAGGAUGUUGAAGGUUGGAGUGGUUGAUUCUGUCAGCACUUCCGCCCGUCUUGCGUUUCAGGGCUAUCAGUAUACUCUGUUCAUGAAGGAACAGCUGGUAGAGAUGGCUGACCAGCUCAAGGUGGCUCUGAGAAAGCAAGACGCCCUUCGGAAGGAACUCGAGGAAGUGAAGGGUCGUUAUGAAACGGCAGAGAAGGAGCUGAGGGAUGAGCUAUCCUUGAAGAGUCUCCUGAUUUCUACCCUCCAGUCUCAGAUAGGGCAAUUGGAGGCGACUUUGAAUGUCCGAGAGGAGGAGCUUCGGUUUAGCCAUCUUGAGACGGUCGUUCUUACCCGUGGUGAGAUGAUGAAGGAGUUCAAGGAAGGGAAGGCGGGUUCUUAGGACGUAGAGAAGGGCAUACGUGAGAUGGAGGAUGUGCUACGUGACAGGGCUGAAUGAGUGGGAGUGGUUGAUGCCCCUACUGACGGCGAGGGCGACGGGGGUGAUGACUAGACUUAUUUGUAGUUGAAACUUCUUCAAACACUUUCUAUUCGGUUAUGUAAUAGUAAUUAGGAUCUUCGAUCUUGACAUUAUCUACUUUUCUCCCCUAGUUUGAGUCUAGUCUCUUUUGGCUAGACUUGGACUUGGUAUUUGUAGGAUAUAUCAUUUUCCGGUAUAUCCGGCCCGAUCAGGGGGUUCACUCUUUGAUGCUUUAUCCGAUAUAUGUCUGAAUUUUAUGAA
This is a messenger RNA of Salvia miltiorrhiza (redroot sage), 2325 nucleotides long. RefSeq lists its product as uncharacterized. The transcript is spliced from 4 exons. The coding region runs from base 1294 to 1986 and encodes 230 amino acids. The record is from RefSeq and is a predicted model, not a curated record. NCBI's taxonomy places the organism in Eukaryota, Viridiplantae, Streptophyta, Magnoliopsida, Lamiales, Lamiaceae.